UCAGUACAGCCCAGCAGUCCGAGAUGACCCACUCCGUCACAGCAACUGUUACCAAGGUGACGACCAGGGAGAAAGUGGCGGCUGUGCGCCAAACCCGAGAGUCGCCGCCACCACAGAAGAAGAGGCAGGUGGUUGUGGAUUCUGAGCUCAGGAAAAGGUUCGACGUGGACUUUACAGAGGUCCACAGCUACAUGACCCGCGGUGAGGCCAUUCUGCAGAGCCCAGAGUUCUCUGUGUCACGCAAGGAUGGCAGCAUCCAGGAGCUGUACGACAAAGUGCAGGCGAUAGAACGCGAGCGGCCAGAGAAGUACCGGAAGCUUCAGGAGGCAACACGGACAGCACAGACCCUGGUUGAGCAGGAGGGGACUCGUGCUGAGGACAUUGCGCAGGCGGCAGAGCAGCUGAACCAGCGCUGGGUGGGAUUCUGUGCCCUGUUGGCCGACAGGCUGGCAUGGCUGGCUUACCAGACAAAGGUGUUGGCCUUCUACAGCUUGUAUGAGCAGUGUGAACAGGCUGUGGACAGCAGUGAGAACUGGCUCAAAGUCCAGGCACCUCCAGCAUCGGAACCAGAACCACUCAAAGUCCAGCUGGAUCGAUGCCGGGAGGAGGUGGCUCGCCUGGAAUCCCUGCAGCCCCAGGUGGACCUCCUGGAGAAGCAGCUGAAGGAGCUGAAAGAGGAGAAGGAAGGGGACGAGGACCCUUCAGCCUUCCUAGAUGCUGACAUCAACGCCUUCAAAGAGCACUACCAGAAUGUCCUGGAGGAUCUGAGGGCCAGAGAGAGGCAGCUUCAUUUGGUUUUGGAGAGCCUGCCCCCGGCCCGUUACAAGGAGACCAUAGCCACGCUGUUGGCAUGGUUACAGCAGUGCGAGGCCAAGCUGGCCAUCCCAUCGACGGCUGUUACAGAAUAUCCUGUGAUGGAACAGAGACUGAAAGACAUUCAGGCUCUCCAGGUGGCGAUGGCCGAACACCAGGGAGAGGUGGACUAUCUGACCGCAGCCGUAGAGCAGGUCUUCCAGAAAGCUCCCCCAGACAUCAGCCAGAAAUAUCGCACAGAGAUGGACGCUAUCACGUCCCGUUGGAGACGACUGGGCUCCACGCUGACAGACAACGCCCAGAGGAUCCAGGAGCUCAUGUCCAAACUGAUGCAGUUUGAGAAUGAUGUCAAGACUUUAAAAAAGUGGAUGGCAGAUGUGGAUGUCUUCCUAAAUGAGGAGUGGCCAGCGCUGGGAGACUCUGAAGCUCUGGAGAAACAGUUGGAGCAGUGCACGGCUCUGGUGAACGACAUCCACACGAUCCAACCCAGCGUCAACGGCAUCAAUGAAGUCGGACUGUAUCUGAAGAAGGAGGCUGAGCCACCAUUUGCCGUCCACAUCCAGAAAGAACUGGACGAACUCAACGCCCAAUGGGAGAAUGUCUGCAAACAGGCCUAUGCAAAGAAGUCUGCUCUGAAAGGUGGCCUGGAUAAGACCAUGGCUCUGAGAAAGGAGAUGCAGGAGAUGCAGGAGUGGAUCAACCAAGCUGAGGAGGACUAUCUGGAGAGGGACUUCACGUACAAGACGCCUGAGGAGCUACGCAAGGCCGUGGAGGAGCUCAAGAGGGCCCAGGAGGAAGUCCACUCCAAGGAGCUAAAGGUUAAACUCCUGACUGACAGCGUCAACAGUUUUAUCGCGAAGGCCCCGCCCACAGCCCACGAUGCUUUGCGCUCGGAGCUGGACGUCCUGACAGCCAACUACCAGCGUCUGUGUAGCCGCCUGGAUGGGAAAUGUAAAACACUUGAGGAGGUGUGGGCGUGUUGGUGUGAGUUGCUGUCCUACCUGGAGCAGGAGAACGCCUUCCUGGACCAGCUGGAGCAAAAACUGGACGAGACAGAAAACCUGCAAGGAGGGACGGAGGAGCUGCAGGAGGCGCUGGAUAGCUUAGAGGUUCUUCUGCAACACCCGGAGGACAACAGGAACCAGAUCCGAGAGCUGGCCCAGACGCUCAUGGAUGGAGGCGUUCUGGAUGAGCUGAUUCAGCAAAAACUGGAGGCUUUCAACAUCCGAUGGGACGAACUCAUGGCAAGGGCAGCACUCAGGCAGAAGGAGCUGGAGAAGAGCGUCCAAUGGGCCCAGGAGAACGAAAAAACGCUGAGGCAGAUCCAGGAAGCGUUGGCCAACACGGACCGCCACCUCACCGCGUACCUGACGGACCACAUCGACGCCCAGCAGAUACCUCAGGAGGCUCAGAAAAUCCAAUCUGAACUGAGCGGCUACGAAGUGGCCCUGGAAGAUAUGAGGAAGAAGAACCAGGACAAAGACUCGUCCCAGAAGAUCAAUGGACAGAUAGACCUUACCCAGAAAAUGCUGGCAGACGUAUGGACCAAAUUCCGUCUCUUCCAGAAGCCGGCUGACUUCGAUUCUCGGCUGGCCGAGUGCGAACGUUUGCUGGCGGGGGUCAAAAGUCAGGUGGGGGUGCUGGAGAUCCGGAGCGUGGAGCAGGAUGUGGUGCAGUCGCAGCUGGAGCAGUGCAUGAAGUUGUACAAGGUGCUGAGUGAAGUGAAAGGGGAGGUGGAGACGGUGAUAAAAACGGGCAGACAGAUCGUCCAGAGGCAGCAGACUGAGCAGCCCAAAGAGCUGGACGACAGAGUCACCACCCUGAAGCAGCUCUACAACCAGCUGGGGGCACAGGUGACAGAGAGUAAACUGGAACUAGAGAAGAGCCUGAAGUUGUCAAGGAAGCUGCGUAAAGAGCUGAAUGGACUGACAGAGUGGCUCGCUGCCACUGAUGCUGAGCUGACCAGGCGCUCAUCUGUGGACGGCAUGCCCAGUGACCUUGAGGCUGAGGUUGUGUGGGCACAGUCCAUCCACGGAGAAACAGAGAAGCAUCAGCCACAGCUGCAGGCCGUGGUAGAACUUGCUGAUGCUCUCAAAGCGGUGUUGCGGGGCCAUGGGGGCCUGGUGGACGACAAAGUCAGCCUGCUGCGCUGCAACUGGAUCGCGGUCACAUCCAGAGCAGAAGAAUGGCUCAACCUUCUGCUGGACUACCAGCGGCAGAUGCAGAAGUUAGACGGAGAAAUCGAGGAAGUGAAUGGAUGGAUCAACGGAGCAGAGAAGAAGAUGGAUGAGAUAGACAGCCAGGGACCCAAUGACGCCGUGCUGAAGGUGUUGCGUGCAGAGCUGGAGCUGACCAGGGGCAAGAUGGAGGAGGUGAGGGCUCUGGCCCAGGAGCUCAUGUCCACCAGGGGGGAGAACUGCCAGGCCCAGGUGGGACCCAAAGUGGAGCAGGUCAACCAGAGAUUUGACACCAUUGCCCAACGCAUUGCCUCUGGACUGACGGCAGCUUCGGCCAAAGAGUUAGAGCAGUACCACAGUGAAGCACAAGUCUGGCUGGAGCUCCUGGAGGAAGAAGCUAAACAGGGGGAAAACCUGAAGGAAGAGGACUUUCAAGAGGACAAGGACUGUGAGGAAGGUGCCGUGAAAGAACUACUGUUGAAAGGAGAAAAUCUACAAAAGAGAGCCCCGGAUCAGGAAAAGAGGGAACAGAUCAGACUGAAACAGAACCAGCUCAACAGCAAAUACAACGCUGUCAAGGACCUGCGUGUGCUGAGGAACAGAAAGGCAUUGGCCAUCGCCCCGCAGUGGUACCAGUACAGGAGGAAGUCACAUGACCUGCUGGCCUGGCUCGAUGACAUCCAGCGCAGCGUGGAGCAGCUGCCUGACCCCCCUGAAGGAGAGAGGGUCAAGGAAAUUGGCUCAGAGUUCGACAAGAAGAAGGAGGAGCUUAAGGAGGUGCAGGGCUUAGCCAAUCAGCUCUCAGAGGGUGGAGCCGCCAAUCUAGUGGAGCCCCGCCAACUCCAGCUCAACACACGCUGGGUUGAGGUGGAGGGCAAGUUCAUACCCUUCAAAAGACAAUGUGACUACCUAACAGAGCUGCAGGCGUUGCUGCGUUCAGUGUCAGAGACGGACUUCAAGCUGAACUCUCCUGAAUACUGGCCUGCAGCUUAUUAUAACCUGCCUCAGCAGGAGCACUGCCUGAAGGAGGUGAAAGACAACAUCGAGCAGCUGCGAGGCCCAGUGGAGGGAGCGCUGGCCCGCAGAGAGGACAUGGUUCUGGGGGCUCGGCCUUUGGGGGCCCAAAGGAUCCAGGAGACUGCCACCCUCCUGAGCACCAACUGGGACAAACUGAACAAGCUCUACCAGGACAGGCUGAAGCGUUGGCAGGACUGCAACUCAAAGUGGCAGAAGUUGGUUUCAGAUCAGAAGACUCUGGAGGAGUGGCUGAAUGACGCCGAGAGCACUUUGAAACUGGCAGAGAGUGAGAAUCCAGCAGCACAUCGACAGCACCUCAGGGACUUGACGGAGGCCAUACCCAGCAACGAGGUGGUGCUGGGUAGAGUGAUUUCUGCAGGAGAGGACAUCAGCCAGUUGAGCACACCAGACGAUGCCCUGCAGCUCAGAACACAGCUCAAAUUACUCAAGACUCGGUGGGCCAACGUCUGCCAGCAGCUGAACGAACGCAGGAGGAGGUCUGCAGAGGCGCGUACAGCAGCUGCAGCGAUGCAGGAGGACAUUGACAGCAUGGCAGGCUGGUUGGACAAGGCGGAGGGCGUGCUGGCCAUCCGUCUGCAGCCUGCAGAGCUGCAGCACAUUAGAGAGACUCUGCCUAAAGUCCAGGCACACGUGGAGGAGCUUCCUGCCAAGAAGGCAACGGUCGAGGAUCUGAACUCCAAACACAAGCAGACAACAGUUCCUGCAGACAAACAGAAAGACAUCAGGAUGAUCAACACCCGCUGGUCUCAGGUGUCCAAGGCUCUGCCUGAGCGUCAGCUGGAGCUGGAGAGGCUACUGAAGGAGCUGGAGAAGCUUCAGGGUCAGCUGGAUGACUUGACGGCCUGGGCCUCCAGCACCAGAGCCAAGCUGGAGCACUGCCCUGAGGAGCCUCCACCCACACUCAUUGAGGAAGUGCAAGUGAAGCACCCAGAGGUGGAGUCAGCGUUGGAGCGAGCAGAGCAGCUGUACAAGGACAUUCCUCCCGGCCAGCCAGUUAAGGUGAAAUAUGGCAAGCUGAGAGAGGACUGGACGGUGAUCCUGGAGCUUCUGCAGCAGCACAAGGAGAGAAUGGCUGCUCUGCUCGUAGCCAAAAAAGCCAAUGAAAGUCUGACAGGAAGUUCCCUCCCUGAAUCAGCAGCUCUGGCUCAGUUCAACAAGUCCUGGGCUGAGCUCACUGACUGGCUCACCAUGUUGGACAACAUGGUGCAGAACAAGCGAGUGGUGGUGGCUGACCUCGACGACAUUAACAGCAACAUUAGCCAGCUCAAGACAUCUUUGCAGGAGCUUGACCACAGGUACCCACUCCUGGAGAAACAGGUCACCGCGGCCCAAAACCUCAAGAACAAAACCGGCAACCAGGAGACUCGCAAUGCAAUUACUGAGCGCAUUGACAGGCUCCAGACUCACUGGGAAGACUCUCAGACCAAACUCUCUGAUCGGAAAAAGCAGCUCCACAACAUGCUGCAGGACUCGACCAACUGGCUGGAUGCCAAGAAAAGGGUGGAACCUCUCAUCAAACAGGCCAAUGACAGACUGGAGUCAUGGCAGGGCAUAACGUACACGGUGGAUGCACUGAAGAAGCAGAACGCUGAUCUGAAGCUCUUUGUGAAGGAGUUGCAGCAGUGGCAGGGGCAGGUGGAUGAAACCAACGCACUGGCCCACAAACUGCUCACGCUGUACGCCAGCGACGACACGCACAAGGUCACCCAGAUCAACAACAACAUGGCGGCCACCUGGACACACAUCAACAAACGUGUUUCGGACAGGGAGGCAGCUCUGGAAGCAGCUCUGAAGCUUCUGCAGCAGUUUUACCUCGACCUGGAGAAGUUCCUCAACUGGCUGACGGAGGCUGAGACCACAUGCAACGUUUUAAUAGAUGCCACCAACAAGGAGCAGCCUGAGGCAGCCAGAAACCUGCUGGCUCAGUGGAGGGACCUCCAAGCAGAGAUCGACGGCCACACGGAGCUGUAUCACUCCUUGGAUGAAAACGGCCAGAGGAUUCUGAGCUCAGUGGGCGAGUCUGAGGAUGGUGUGCUGCUCCAGAGACGUCUGGGUGACAUGAGCCAGCGCUGGAACGACCUGCGCAACAAAACUAUGAGCAUGAGGGCCCACCUGGACUCAGAGAUGGCCCCCUGGAAGAGGCUCCACAUGUCUCUGCAGGAGCUCCUGAACUGGCUGAGACUGAAAAGUCAACAGCUGGAGCAGGAACCGCCUGUAGGGGGCGACGUCCCAGUAGUGCAGACACAGCUGGACACACACCGGGGUUUCAGGAGGGAUCUGAGAGCCAAGGAGCCAGCUGUGACGAAGGCUCUGGACGAUGUGGGAGUCUUUCUGUCUGAACUGCCCCGAGACACGCCAUCACCUGAGCAGAGAGAUAUCAGUCCAGAGGAGCGCGCCCAGAACGUGGGGCGAAUCCUGCGCAAGGAAGCAGAUGAUGUGAUGAGCAAGUGGGACCGGCUCAACGUAAACUCAACGGACUGGCAAAGAAGGCUGGAGCUGGCUCUGGACCGGCUGAUGGAACUCCAGGACGCAGAGGACCUGCUGGACGGACAGCUGAGGCAGGCAGAGAUGGUGAAGGACGCGUGGGAGCCAGUGGGAGACCUGCUGAUCGACUCGCUGCCAGAGCACAUCGACAGAGUUAAGGUGUUCCAAGAGGAGAUCGCUCCGAUCAAGGACGACGUGACACACAUGAACCAGUUGGCGUCCACAUUCGAUCCACCCGACAUCCAGCUGUCGCCCAUCAACCUGGAACGCAUCGAAGACCUCAACACACGCUGGAGGCUGCUCCAGAUCUCCAUCAAAGACCAUCUGAAGCAGCUGACUGAUGCUCACAGAGACUUUGGCCUUCUGCACGGAUCUGUAGAGAGCCCCUUUGAGCAGGGCGUCUCCCCCAACAACGUGCCCUAUUACAUCAACCACCAGACCCAGACGACAUGCUGGGACCAUCCCAAGAUGGCUGAGCUCUACCAGUCUCUGGCUGACCUGAACAAUGUUCGGUUCUCAGCCUACCGCACAGCCAUGAAGCUCAGACGCCUGCAGAAGGCUCUCUGCUUGGACCUGCUGAGCAUGCCGAUGGCGUGUGAGGUGUUCGACCAACACGGGCUGAAGCAGAACGAGCAGCUGCUGGACAUCUCCCAGCUGGUCACCUGUCUGACCAGUCUGUACCAGCGGCUGGAGCAGAGCCACUCCCACCUGGUCAGCGUGCCACUGUGUGUCGACAUGUGCCUCAACUGGCUUCUCAACGUCUACGACACCGGUCGUACCGGAAAGAUCAGGACUCUGUCAUUCAAAACUGGAAUCAUAUCGCUCUGCAAGGCACACCUGGAGGAUAAAUACCGAUUCUUGUUCCGUCAGGUCGCCAGUGCCACAGGCUUCUGUGACCAGCGUCGCCUGGGCCUCCUCCUCCACGACUCCAUCCAGAUCCCCCGGCAGCUCGGCGAGGUCGCCUCCUUUGGCGGCUCCAACAUCGAGCCCUCCGUCCGCAGCUGCUUCCAGUUUGCCAACAACAAACCUGAACUGGAGGCCGCCAUGUUCCUGGACUGGAUGCGUCUGGAGCCCCAGUCCAUGGUGUGGCUGCCCGUCCUGCACCGCGUCGCCGCCGCAGAGACCGCCAAACACCAGGCCAAGUGCAACAUCUGCAAGGAGUGUCCCAUCAUAGGUUUCAGAUAUCGGAGCCUUAAACAUUUCAACUAUGACAUUUGCCAAAGCUGCUUCUUCUCCGGUCGCGUCGCCAAGGGACACAAGAUGCAGUACCCCAUGGUGGAGUACUGCACUCCGGUAUGUAACUCUGAUGUCAAUGUAUACGGUAAAGAUCUGAAUAUUCCUGUCACUCUGAUCAACUUCUGGCCCGUAGACCAUGCGCCCGGCUCGUCACCUCAGCUCUCACACGAUGACACACACACUCGGAUCGAGCACUACGCCAACCGGUUAGCAGAAAUGGAGAAUCGUAAUGGCUCUUAUCUGAAUGACAGUAUCUCACCCAAUGAGAGCAUCGAUGACGAGCACAUGUUGAUCCAGCACUACUGCCAGUCUCUGAACCAAGGCUCUCCUCUCAGCCAGCCCCGCAGUCCUGCCCAGAUCCUCAUCUCCAUGGAAACGGAGGAGAAGGGCGAGCUGGAGAGGGUCCUGAACGACCUGGAGCAGGAGAACAGGAAGCUACAAGCAGAGUACGACCGUCUGAAGAAGGCCCACGACAGAAAGGGUCUGUCCCCGCUGCCGUCGCCCCCAGAGAUCCUCCCGGUGUCGCCGCAGAGUGCACGCGACGCCGAGCUCAUCGCAGAGGCCAAGCUGCUCCGGCAGCAUAAAGGUCGCCUGGAGGCCCGGAUGCAGAUCCUGGAAGACCACAACAAACAGCUGGAGUCCCAACUGCAUCGGCUGAGACAGCUGCUGGAGCAGACGGACUCCAAGGUGAACGGCACGGCGCUGUCCUCUCCCUCCACCUCCUCUCAGCGCUCCGACUCCUCCCUCCCUCUGCUCCGCGUGGCCGCCAGCCAGACGACUGACACGAUGGGUGACGACGAGCUGUCCAGCCCCUCUCAAGACACGUCGGGCCUGGAGGAGGUGAUGGAGCAGCUCAACAACUCGUUCCCUCACAGCCAGGGUCCAAACAUCGGCAGUUUGUUCCACAUGGCCGACGACCUGGGCCGCGCCAUGGAGUCACUGGUCAGCGUGAUGACGGACGAGCAGAGCGCCGAACAGCACGAGGCCCUGCUUUUCUGAUCCCGCCUUACCCCCAACCCGCCCCCAACCCUCCUCCGUCCCGCCCCGCCCCCCAUCGCAUGCUUUUCUAGUCAAAACAACUGGAUUGGAAACAGUUUACAAAGAGAAUAUAUAUAAUGUCUAUUUUUGUGAAGGAUUGCGGUUCCAGCAAAUGACAUGUAAGAAAACAAAAAAAACAUUAUAACUUGUAGAUUUGAGUAGUUUCUUAAACGUCUUGGAGUUGUUUUGUUAUUAACAGAGGCUGGUUUUUAAACUUCUAUGCAAUUGUAUAAAAGGAGAGUGGGGUCGGGGGGCGAUACAGAUCCGUGUGUUCACUGUAGUUCUAUAUGCCGUCUCUUUGUAACUGGGAUAACAGAUAAAGCAUUUCAGACGUU
Stegastes partitus (bicolor damselfish) is the source of this 9121-nucleotide messenger RNA. It is a transcript of the gene dmd, whose product is annotated as dystrophin. NCBI's taxonomy places the organism in Eukaryota, Metazoa, Chordata, Actinopteri, Pomacentridae. The record is from RefSeq and is a predicted model, not a curated record. Bases 24 to 8747 code for a protein of 2907 amino acids. Gene Ontology annotation, cellular component: sarcolemma. Gene Ontology annotation, molecular function: protein binding; zinc ion binding. Gene Ontology annotation, biological process: skeletal muscle tissue development; neuron development; synaptic signaling. The transcript is spliced from 64 exons.